This is a messenger RNA of Eleginops maclovinus (Patagonian blennie), 1036 nucleotides long. Its product is annotated as high affinity immunoglobulin gamma Fc receptor I-like. Lineage: Eukaryota; Metazoa; Chordata; Actinopteri; Perciformes; Eleginopidae. Gene Ontology annotation, biological process: cell surface receptor signaling pathway. Gene Ontology annotation, molecular function: transmembrane signaling receptor activity. The record is from RefSeq and is a predicted model, not a curated record. Gene Ontology annotation, cellular component: plasma membrane. The coding region runs from base 107 to 811 and encodes 234 amino acids. The transcript has 5 exons.
UUCACACGCACGCUCAGCGUUAACCUUCUAGAUUUCCUGUGUUUGGUCAGGAAGUGGCCGGCUACGGUGUAAAGCUCGAUAGAGGAAGAGAGACGACAAUACCAAGAUGGAAAUCUCCUCGCUCUGCGUAAUGAUCUCUGCGACGCUGGUCAUCAGGCCCGACAGAUCCCAGUUCUUCAAGUAUGAAACCGUCAAUCUAAUUUGUGAAUCAAACUCCACCCACUGGAGCAUCUGGAGAAGCACUUCCUUGAAAAGUCCUGACGUUUGCACGCCUGGGUGGGGUAUCCCUGGUAACUCCUCCUGCGUGAUUGACACAGCCUUCCCGUCGGACACUGGGGUUUACUGGUGCCAGUCUCUGCAGGGGGCCUGCAGCAACACCAUCAACAUCUCAGUGAAUGAUGGAGGUGUGAUCUUGGGGAGCCCGACAUUUCCUGUGACGGUGGGAGAUGAAGUGGUGCUUCACUGUUCCUACAAGGCUAAAAAUGGAGUCAAGGCCACAUCAGAUUUCUCUGCUGCGUUCUACAAAAACAACACCUUUAUCGGCAACCAACCCGGCGGGAAGCUGACCCUCCAGAAUGUGUCCAAAUCCGAUGAAGGUUUCUACAGGUGUGAACAUCCCAAGGGAGGAAAAUCACUGCCGAGCCGGCUCGCUGUGAAAGAUCGGCCUACAGAUGUCUCUACGCCUCCUCCUCCACCCGUGCCUCUGGCCAGGCUGCUGUGCUCCAUCCUGUUAUUCAUUACCUUCACUGUAAUAUUCAUAGUGUGUAUUUACAUCUUCCAACGGUGGGCAAGAGCUCGAGCUCAUGCUUAAAAGAGAGCGAAGAAGAAGAAGAAGACCUUUUUGUUCAUAUUUCAUAUUAAAAUGUGUUCAUGCUGAUGAUUUAUAACACAAUGCCUUCAUGCUUUACUGAGUAAUCCUUGCAGCAACAAAUAAUGUAAACGUUGUACUAAAUUCUGCACUGAAUCUUUAGUUAAAUUACAUUUCAGAUAAUAUUAUACCCUUUAAAAAGAAAGUAAAAUAAAUCAUAUCAUAAUA